GUCUCCUCAUUUGUUAGCAGAAGCUAGCGAAGCUAUCGGCUAGAGAAAGACGUGUCCAGUGAAUAAUUGUUCUCCCGUUUUUCUUGUUUCUUCUUUAUUACUCGAACAGACAAGAAUGUCUGAGUUUUUUUCAUUGUCGCAAAUUUGAGUUUUGUAAAGGAGAAAAGUCCGCGGAGUCUUUUUCACCCAGCGCUGUUUUUUCACCUUCGCCCGACACUGAAUAAUAUGGCGGACGGUGGGCAUUACUACAACGGUAAGAGGCCCGCUAGGCUAACCUUGUAUCUUCUUUGUUGUUGUCACUGUUUAUUUUCAGAUUGUGAAGACUUUAUGGUGAGGAGAGAAGUAACACGCACAGGUUUCCAGGUUCAAGAAGAGCACGAUGACAGAACAUUGCCAUUUCGCAACCGUAAAGGCAGAGGCUCUACUAAGGGUCGGCCGUUUGACAGGUCCCGCAGGGAUCGUCGGAGAGGAAAUCAGACAGGGGGAUUUGGAGGUCCUGGACCACGAUCCAGGUUUGAAGAUACAGAUGGGGAUGUGACUAUGAGUGACAACUCUCAAGACAGCAGCUCCCAGAACAGAUUCAAUCCAUAUGGAAGACCCUGGAGAGGAGAUGGACGGUUUGACAGAGACAAGCGACAGGGCAAAGGAGGAGGAGGUGGUAGAGGGGGAGGUGGUGGAAGAGGAGGAGAUCGAGGUGGUCUGAGAUCCCAAUCAAACUGGUUUAAAGUAACGAUACCACAUGGACGAAAAUAUGACAAGAAGUGGUUAGUGCCAGCUCUUCAGAACAUCUGUUCAGUUCCCUACUCACCUAUACAGUAUCAUGUUGACCACAACAGGGUUCAUUUCUAUGUGGAAGAUUCUGCUGCUGCCAAUGCUUUACAGAAAUGUUCUCACAAGAUCACAGAUUCAGAUGGGUAUAAGGUGGAAGUGCAUGUUAACCCAAGUAAUCCACCAGCCUUCCUGCUAGCUGACCUGAAGCCUGAGCACAUAGAACACCUGAAGCAAUGCAUGGCAAAACGUUUUGAUGGUUCCCAGCAAGCACUGGACUUGAACAACAUUCGAAUGGACCCAGACUUGGUGUCCCAGAACAUUGAGGUCAUCUUGAACAGGAAGACAAGCAUGGAGGCUGUCAUUAAGAUCAUUGAAGAAAACAUCCCUGAGCUGUCAUGUUUGAAUCUGAGUAACAACCGUAUUCACAAACUUGACGAGCUUGCUGAAUUACUUACCAAAGCACCUAAUCUCAAGGCCCUCAAUCUUUCGCACAAUGAGCUGAAGACUGACCGGGAGCUGGAGAAAAUAAAAGGCCUGAAACUGGUGGAGCUGUGGCUGAACAGGAACCCUCUGUGUGAGCUCUUUAAGGACCAGGCUGCAUACAUCAGUGCUGUGCGGCAGAGAUUUCCUCGACUUCUCAAACUGGAUGGUAAUGACCUCCCGCCUCCAAUUAGGUUUGAUGUUGAAACACCGACUACAAUCCCGCCCUCCAAGGGAAGCUACUUUGGCUCUGAUGAAAUCAAGGCACUCAUCCUUCGUUUCUUGCAGCAGUACUACAGUAUAUAUGACUCAGGAGACAGGCAGCCCCUUCUGGAUGCUUAUCAUGAUGGUGCUUCAUUAUCCAUCACAACACCUUACUCCACACAGAACCCCUCCAGGAGCAGUCUGGGGGAGUAUCAUAAAGACAGUCGAAACCUGAAAAGGCUCAAAGACUCAACAAUGCGGUUUCGGUUAAUCAAGCACACUCGACUGAACGUUGUGGCAUUCCUCAACGAGCUGCCAAAAACGCAACACGACAUUGCCUCCUUUACAGUGGAUGUGAACACCUGCACGAACACACUACUCUCCUUCACUGUGAGUGGAGUCUUUAAAGAAGUUGUUGUUGAUGGAAAAUCCAGAGAGUCCACCAUGGCCUUCUCUCGGGUUUUCGUCACAGUCCCAGCGGGGACUUCUGGUUUGUGCAUCGUCAAUGAUCAGCUUUUCAUCCGAAUGGCUACAACAGAGGAGAUCCGCCGAGCCUUUGUGGCUCCAGCACCAACUCCAUCUUCCAGUCCCGUCCCAACCCUCACAGCUCCACAACAAGAGAUGCUUACAGCGUUCUCACUGAAGUCAGGCAUGAACCUGGAAUGGUCACAAAAGUGUCUGCUGGAUAAUGAGUGGGAUUUCAACCGAGCAGCACAGAUUUUUACACAGUUGAAAGCAGAAGGCAAGAUCCCAGAUGUGGCCUUCCUAAAAUGAAGAAUUUGUUCAAAUUUUUGUGAAAUAAAACAGUUAUUUUAUUUAUAGCUUAUGUUUUCUUUUAUUAUUGCGCUUAUUUUUGUAUUCACAAAAAAUAAAUGUAGAUCAAAUUGACUUGUAAUUGUUGUCUUAACAGCUAAAUGGCAUUUUUUU
Molecule: messenger RNA, 2382 nt
Organism: Nematolebias whitei (Rio pearlfish)
Lineage: Eukaryota; Metazoa; Chordata; Actinopteri; Cyprinodontiformes; Rivulidae
Gene: nxf1a
Product: nuclear RNA export factor 1a
Exons: 21
Coding region: 226-2229 (667 amino acids)
Biological process (GO): poly(A)+ mRNA export from nucleus
Cellular component (GO): cytoplasm; nucleus
Molecular function (GO): protein binding; RNA binding
Source: RefSeq, a predicted model, not a curated record